This is a messenger RNA of Cephus cinctus (wheat stem sawfly), 990 nucleotides long. RefSeq names its product exosome complex component RRP41 (gene Ski6). Gene Ontology annotation, biological process: U4 snRNA 3'-end processing; poly(A)-dependent snoRNA 3'-end processing; nuclear mRNA surveillance. Gene Ontology annotation, cellular component: nucleolus; nuclear exosome (RNase complex); cytoplasmic exosome (RNase complex). The coding region runs from base 107 to 937 and encodes 276 amino acids. NCBI's taxonomy places the organism in Eukaryota, Metazoa, Arthropoda, Insecta, Hymenoptera, Cephidae. The record is from RefSeq and is a predicted model, not a curated record. The transcript has 3 exons.
AGGCUUAAGGCAGUUUCUAUGACGUCAACACUGUCGAGUUGAAUAGAUUCACACGUGUUCGGUGUUUAUAUUUGUUAAGACAAGUUAAAGUUUUCUGUAAUAAGAAAUGUUGGAGGGUGAUCAGGACCAGGAGGAGGAUCAGGGUGGUUUGCGUAAUGAUGGAAGACGUGCUGCGGAAUUAAGAAAGAUUCGUGUUCGAAUGGGUGUAUUUGGACAGGCUGAUGGUAGCGCGUACCUAGAGCAGGGUAAUACAAAGAUCCUGGUUGCUGUAUAUGGUCCUCAUCAGCCGAGAGGCUCAGCUGCUCGAGCUGGUGGCAAGAAUGUAGGAGGAAUCAUAAAUUGUCAAUACAGUACCGCAGUAUUCAGCUUCAGUGCUGGUGAACGGAAAAGAAGACCUCGUGGAGAUCGUAAAUCUAUUGAAAAGUCUCUUCAGUUACGUAGAGCCAUGGAGUCAAUUAUUCAGUUGGAUUUGUAUCCUCGUUCACAAAUAGAUGUGUUUGUCGAAGUCUUACAGAUUGAUGGUAGUGAAUAUUGUGUUGCUGUUAAUGCUGCGACUCUUGCUUUAAUCGAUGCAGGGAUUCCCAUCAAGGAUUAUGCAAUUGGAUGCACAGCCAGCCUAAUUGAUUCUACAUCUAAAAAUGAUGAAGACUCUUCACAUGCAGCAGGUGUAGUUGACGCUACUUAUAUGGAGGAAUGUUCUCCUGGUGCAACUUUAUCUAUAAUUGCGUUACCUGGCUCAAGUAAUGAUGCAACCAAAGGUUUGGUGGUUGUAGCGCAAGGUGCGGGGCAAAGGUUACACUUGUCUAGACUGGAAGCCUUACGAAACCGUGCACUUUGUGGAUGUCGCGAUAUCAGGAAUAUCCUGGAUCGUGCUGUAAGGCAACACCUUACCGUUCACUCUCAACCAUCGUUUAGUACGUUACAUGUAAUUGACUAAUUUAGGUAUCUGGUAAAUUCAAUGAGUACAACAUAAAAUUGUUUUAAUAUCUU